GGGUGGGUGGGCACUCACUCUGCUCUAAUCCAGCAUAUGAACCAUGAGCAGAAAGAGGAGACUGAGAUUGGCUGAGGACUCAGAGACACAGUCUGGGAGGAAACUCAGACAAAGUCAGUCAGAGUUGGAUAAGAUUUCAACAGGUUGGACUUUUUAGUGGAAUUUGUUCUUUUUUUCUGUGCUUGUUUGUUUAUUUUUUUCUGAGAAAGUGAAUGAAAAGUUGGGGAGGAAAAGACGAGCACGGCUCUUCUGAAGGUGGCCGGUUCUCUGGUUGUUUGGACUUGUUUUACCUCUUCACCAUGGCAGACAAGUGGACCCUCCUGAAACUGGCUUUUAUCCUUUUACUGCUCACAGUCCAAACAAAGGGCUGCAAUGAUGGAUUUAACAAACAGAACAACGAGUGUGUUGAUGACGAUGAGUGUGCUGAUAAUGGACUAUGUGGAGACAAUGCAAAAUGUUUUAACACAAUCGGCAGCUACUACUGCCAGUGUGCUGAAGGUUUUAAGUCAUCAAGGAAUGAGAAAUUUAAAGCUGAUUCACCUGAAAAAUGUAAAGAUAUAGAUGAAUGUUUAACUGCAAGCAUCUGUGGACCUAAUGCCAGUUGUAAAAACACAAUUUCCAGUUAUAUCUGCUUUUGUAACGAGGGCUUCGUCUCCUCCACUAGGAUGGAAACUUUCCAUCCUGGUAACAACGCUUCAUGCAACGAUAUUAAUGAAUGUGAAGAGGGCUCGGUUUGUGGUCCGAACUCAUCGUGUGUCAACACACACGGCAGCUCUUACUGCAAAUGCAAUGUCGGCUUUGGGUUGAGAUCUGGCGAACUAAACUACACUGGAAAGGUGGAACAAUGUGAGGACGUUUGUAAGAUUGAUGAGACGAUCUGUAGGAAUGGAACCUGUAGCGUCGAAGAUGGUGGCCACUUCUGCGCCUGCCAUGCCGGUUUCACCAACUACGGCCGGAGAAGGUCUCCCUGUGUUGAAUUAGACUGCGAUGUUUUCAAAGUUGUGGACAUUCUGGGAGAGAAACAUAACAUUGUACAAGAUCAUGUGAAGCAACUGAAAGAAGGUUGUGUGGACCUCUCAGAGAGCGAGGACCCAAAGGAGCUGGAUGGGGAGCACCUUUUAAAGGUUCUCCAGUCUAUUAUCGACAAGCUCCUGUCCAGUGAAGUCCUCAGAGACAACAGAAAGGUCUCAACAUUUCUGGCCUUGGUGGAGGAAGCUCUGAGGCUCUCUGGACCUUUCGUUGCAACUCCAGGAACUAAAAUGUCCUCCUCUCACACAGAACUAGAGUUGGUGGUUUACAACGGCUCGAUCAUACCCCAAGGGAGGAAAAAAUUAUCAACUAAGCACGCUCAGUUGGAGGUGGACAUGGAGGUCGCUGCUGGAGAUCCCUCCCAUCACCCCGGAUUCACAACCGUGUCUUUGCUGACUUAUUCUAACCUGGAAAAAUCAGCAGAUGACUUCUUUACUGGAAUGAAACCGCAUGAGAACCAGAGCUUUAAAAUAAACUCCAAAGUGGUGACAGUCACUGUCAGUAACAGAGACACCAACCUCCUCAAAGAGCCUGUCAAAAUAAAGAUGUACCACCUUGAACAGUCAAAUGGAUUCCUACACACCUGUGUGUUCUGGGAUUCUUCAGAAGAUGGGGGAACAUGGUCCUCUCGAGGCUGCAGCACUGAGGAGUCCAACUCAGAAUACACCACGUGUUCCUGUGACCACCUCAGCAGCUUUGCUGUGCUCAUGGCUCUCUAUGAAAUAGAGGCUCAGUUUGAGUUGCAGUUGGUCACCUGGGUGGGCCUGUCCCUCUCACUGAUUUGUCUUUUCAUCUGCAUUCUGACGUUUUCCAUGAUCCGCUCCAUUCAGAGUCCAAGAACCACCAUCCACCUGCAUCUCUGCAUCAGCCUCUUCAUCGCUAACGCCAUCUUUCUCGCAGGCAUCUCCAAGACAGAGAACAGGGUUGGAUGUGCGGUUGUAGCAGGGCUGUUGCAUUUCUUCUACCUGUCAGCAUUUUGCUGGAUGUGUCUGGAAGGUGUCCAGCUCUUCAGGAUGGUAGUCCUGGUCUUUAACACCCACUUUAAAACUUUCUACAUGAUGGCAGGAGGCUAUGGAGUCCCAGCUGUAGUUGUUGCUAUCUCUGCAUCCGUUAACUCUAAGGGCUAUGGCACCAACAGAUAUUGCUGGCUAAACCUGAGUUCCAUCUGGAGUUUCUUUGGACCUGCCUGCGUCAUCAUCCUUGUAAACAUUUUAUUUUUUCUCAUCACUGCAUGGAAACUGGCACAGAAGUUAACAAGUUUAAACCCAGACCUGAACAACUUGCAGAAAAUAAAGGCGUUCAUCGUUACUGCAGUGGCACAGCUGUGCGUUCUGGGCACAAUGUGGAUCUUUGGGUGUUUUCAGUUUGAGACAAACUCAAUAACCAUAUCCUACCUGUUCACCAUAUUUGGCAGCCUUCAAGGCUUCAUGCUGUUUGUCAUGCACUGUCUGUUUUCCAAGCAGGUGAGGGACGAAUAUGCAAAUAUUCUUUGUGGACUCUCUGCUCCGCGGAAGAGGAAAUAUUCAGAGUUUAGUUUCUCCCACUCCAGUAAAGCAAAUGCAUCCAAGAGUACCCAGGACACAGGGGAGUCCCACAUUUAGGACGAACCGUGGCUUGAGACAAAAGGCAGCAACACUGUAAUUUGACUGGUUCUUUUAAGAUCUGCGUUUAUCUGUUGUAAAGACUUCAUAUGAACAUUUGUGUGAAUCUGUUCAUAAAAACUAAUUUACUGAACAUCAGCAUCUUUAAAUACAGAAAAUCUGUACUCAUUAUGAUGUCCAAAAACAGUUUAAGCACCUGUUUAAUCAGGUCACACGUUGUUUCACUCAGGUACUAAAAUCAGUCAAAGAAAAAACAUUUUUCUAUUGUUUCAAUGUAAAUAUGACUGAAACUAUGACCCUUUAUGAGACAUGUUUAUAUUUAUGUGUCCUGGUCAGCAUUUCUGCUAAUAACUGUAUUAAAAAGCUCUGUUUACUCUGUUGUAACAUGUUUUAAGGUGUCAUUUUGAUAAUUAUGCAGUUAUGCAACUCUUUAUAGCACUGUAAAAUAAUGUUUAGCUCACAUUUUGACUUCAUUAUGCUAACAUUUUAUUUGUGAGACAGAUUUAAACUUUUUCUAUUACUUGCUUUUAUGUUUUCUGCAAAUAAAUACAAUGCACCUUACAUUUACUGC
Nothobranchius furzeri (turquoise killifish) is the source of this 3201-nucleotide messenger RNA. Its product is annotated as adhesion G protein-coupled receptor E5. The record is from RefSeq and is a predicted model, not a curated record. Gene Ontology annotation, biological process: adenylate cyclase-activating G protein-coupled receptor signaling pathway; cell surface receptor signaling pathway. Gene Ontology annotation, cellular component: plasma membrane. NCBI's taxonomy places the organism in Eukaryota, Metazoa, Chordata, Actinopteri, Cyprinodontiformes, Nothobranchiidae. Gene Ontology annotation, molecular function: calcium ion binding; G protein-coupled receptor activity.